Myiozetetes cayanensis is the source of this 11555-nucleotide messenger RNA. It is a transcript of the gene HAUS3, whose product is annotated as HAUS augmin like complex subunit 3. The coding region runs from base 646 to 2484 and encodes 612 amino acids. Lineage: Eukaryota; Metazoa; Chordata; Aves; Passeriformes; Tyrannidae. The record is from RefSeq and is a predicted model, not a curated record. Gene Ontology annotation, cellular component: HAUS complex; centrosome; mitotic spindle. Gene Ontology annotation, biological process: spindle assembly; centrosome cycle. The transcript has 6 exons.
GAUCGGGGCGAGCUCGCGUUCCUCCGUCUCCUCGUCGCUCCUUGUCCCGCUCCGGGCCGGCUGCCGAGCGGGAUCCCUGCGGGACUGGAGGCACCGGCGGCCCCGGGGGGCGGGACGUGGCCCCCGAGGGCCCCGGCCGUGCGGCCUUUGGGCGGGCCCGUGUGGGGACGGGGGUGGUGGGUGCUCCCUCAGCGCUCCGGGGUUGUUGUUCGCGGUGUUCAGUGGCAGCGGCGGGGCCGCGCAUAAAGCCUUUAUCGCUCAGAACCACAGAAUAGUUAAGGCUGGAAGAAGCCUCAGGCCUCCAGUCCGACCCCCCUGCCAAGACAGAGUCUCCUGGAGCGGGUGACACCGGACACGCGUCCCGGUGGGUUUGGAAUGUCUCCAGCGUGGGACACUCGACACCCUUCCUUGGCAGCCUGUUCCAGUGCUCUGACACCCUCCGUGUAAAGUUCUGCCUCAUGCGGAGGAUUUCAGAGGAAUCUUUUAAAUGAAGGUUUAGAAGACAAGACUGCUUGCUGCUGAGACUCUUUUUUUAUUAAAAUACUGAAUAUUCAUUUUAAAUGGCAAAAAAUUUACGGCUGGAAUAAUUCCCCAGAUUUUUUUCAUGCAUUUGGAUCUUUUCUGCUUACAAAAAAUAUUUUAAUCAUGAGCUGUGGGAAGGAUUUUGUGGAAACUCUUAAGAAAAUUGGAUAUCCAAAAGCUGAUGAGCUUAAUGGAGAAGAUUUUGACUGGAUGUUCGAGUCUUUGGAAGACAGGUCGUUUCUGGAGUGGUUUUGUGGAAACAUAAAUGAGCAGCAUGUGGUAUCUGAAAAAGAACUGCAAGAUUUUGAUAAUCUUCUCGAGUGUGGUAAGCCCAUCUUGGAAGGAGAUGCACUGGAUGAAGCUCUUAAAACAUUGAGGCCGAUGGAUUCAAAGAACAGUAACCAAGAGGAGGAGGAGGAAGAGGAGGAACUGAAGGAAUUAGAGGAUGAGCUUCAAACUCUUCAGCAGUUAAAAAAACUUCAAAUUCAUCACCAUAAUAAGCUUCAACUGAUGGUCACUGCAAACAGCCAUGUGUUACAAACACUGCAAAGCAAAGAGGAAGAAGCACAAAAAGAUUUGAAGGAAGCGCUGGAAGUGUUUAUUGCAGCAAACAAGAAUCUUGACAGCGAACUGCAGUCUCUUAUGGAUGCAGCAAAGAAAUUUGCCUCUUUCUUCACAGCUUCAGAUUCAGAAAAUCCAGUGUUUUUUUCCCAACUUCCUUUGGAUAAGUAUUUUGCUCUGGAAGAACAAAACACUGCAGCACUUACCUCACACAUAAAAAACCAUUUUUAUCAAGGUAUGUCUGAAUGUGUUGAAAAUUCACAUGAAGACAGCUUUCAGCUUGAAGAUUUAAGCAAGCGAGUCACUUGUGAGGGGACUGAUGAAGUUUCUGAAGAGAGUCAAGAGGUAGCCAGGCUCCAGACAGCAUAUAUUUGUGCUCAGCAUCAACUAAUUCAGCUACAGGCUCAAGAGGAGGGCAUGAAAUCAGCUAUCAAAUGUGCAGAGAGCAUGCUGCAGUCCUUGGACAAGGAUAUUGGACAACAAGAAAACCUCGAUGCCAAAAUGUCUAGUUUAAGUGAUGAAAUUUCAACAAUUAAACGAGAUAUAGCUCAGAUAAACAGCGAGGAGCUGCUUCCCCUUCUGAAAGAGAAAGCACAACUCUUGACUGCGCCGGUGCUGAAAGCCUACUUGGAUCAUCACAUUGCUCAGCAGGACUGUUAUGUUGCAAGACAAGAUGAAAUGUGCAGGCACUUGAUGAGACAGAAAACAUCGUUUGAACUUAUUGAGCUGGGCUGUAAAAUGGAGAUGAAGAAACACCAGGAGAUCAGCAGUCAGCUUGAGAAUUUGGUAGAAUCUCUGAGGAAGAGCACUGAUGAGUUGCAGCAGAGACUACAGGCCAUAACUGAGCGAAUUCAACCUGCAAAACCAAAAGAUACUAUUAGUCCAGAGGAUGGUUUCGCUUGCAGGCUAUAUCAGCUCCUAGAAGGAGGAAAUAACAAACAGCAGUUAUUUAAAACAUACAAAAACCUGGAGCAGAUGGCUCAGAAGUUAAAGCAAGACUGUGCUACGGUACAAGAGCAGAUAGCAGCUUCUUCUCAAGAGCAGUCUCUCCUUUUGUCCAACCUGGAAAGAGAUGUAGAUACCCUUCGUGCUUCUCUGUAUUGUGGAGGAAAUCAGAUACAGCUCCGUAGUCCGGAACUUACUGAGCUGUUUCAUCAACUGGAAGUUGAUAUAAAUAAACUAAAUCAACUCCUUAUGGAUCUGGUUGCUGAUCUGAAGUUGAAGAAAAGCAUUCUGGAGUCCAACAAGCUGCAACAGAUGGAAAGAGACUUGUAUGUGUAUUUUUUCAAAGAUGAAGAUCACUUGAAAGAGAUGGUGGAGAAUCUUGAGCAGCAGUCUCAAGCUAAAGUCAGUGGUCUGGAAGACGAGAAUUUCACAGCCAAUGGAGUUCCUAAUGUCUAAAUUUCAUUGUACUCCUAAGAAAGGAAAACCUUAGUGUAAACUGUCUACAAGUCUGUGGAAUAAUAAACAUUAGCUUGUCCAGGCUGACAUUUACCUGUCCUGCAGUGUGUUUGUUACCAUUGGAUUGGGUGCUGCUUUGCAGGCUUUGGCAUCUGCCUGCUGAGUUCAGUCUCACUUUUGUCACAGCUCUUGGAUACAAAGUAAUCCACUGUUUAUUUGAAAGAAUUAUGUUCAGGCUGCCCUUCUCCUGGCCUGUAGGUUCAUUACUGCUGCACACAGUAUAGCACCAAAAGGAGCAUUUCAUACCCCUAAGUUUUCUUGCAUGCUGAGAACCUUUGACUGUGAACCACAAAAUAAAUGUGGAGGAGGCAUUCCAGAUUUUGGAACAUGAGUGUAAUGUGCUCAUAGUGAAGAGGAGAGUUCUUCAAGGCAGAUAUUCCAUGAUUGUUUCCCUUACAGUUCUAAGAAGAUUUGGUUUUGUUAAAAAUGUGUUGGAAUAUGUACCAGAAUCUGUUUUAACUACCAAGACCAUCUGUUUUAAGACCAUUCCAGCAUGUCUUAAUUUAAAUUAUGGCCUGUCUUCUCCAUUGAAACCAGUCCAUACUUAUACUGGGCUUGUCAAAGAAGAAGAAUUUUGAACUUAUCUUUUGGACUUCUGAGUUUGCUCUGUAAUUUGUAAUGAUAGGCAUUUCAAUUCAGAGUGCUGAUACUUUCAUACUUCUGCUUUCAUGUGCAUUGUUAGCCUGUUUAUCAAAUUUUUGUAUAGCUUCCUAAUAUACCAAUGGAACUAAAUAGGCUUUUAUGGUAUGAUAACUUCCAGUCUUUUGUAUUUUGAUGGGAUCAGCUGUGCUUACUUUCAAGCACUGUACAUAUUGAUGAAGGUUAGUGUAUCAGCAUUAACUUCAGUAACAGUAGUCUUUAAACUAUUUUGAUGGCAGACUUUAACUUUUAUGUGAGCAUAACUUAUUUUGAAAUGUUUAAUUUUUUUUUUAUCAUACUGUUAUAAGUGUCUUUAUGUCUCUGGAUUUCAUGUUGCUUAACUCUAUACUUUGUAUUUAUUAUGAAAUACCAAACUAUAAAUUCAUUCAGUGCGGUCAAUAUUUACGGUGAAUCUGUGUGUUGGUUUUAGGCCUGUUCUCAGGCAGAGUGUCUUGUUUAUAUUUAGUCUGCUGGGUUCUCAUUUUGAUCUGCCCCUCAGGCUGUGAUUGCUGCUUCCCACCCUGAGAAGUCAGGGAGCACUUUAACCCCGUGUAGGAAAGUGUUGCUCUUAAUUAUAAAAGUUAGAAGGAGUUGUGUGCGGAGACAGAUUAUAUUUCUGACUCCUGGAACAUCCUGGAAAAGGAAGCCAUUCUGCCUCUCUCUUGCUUUCCUUCACACACUUACUAAUUUGAGCUAGAUAGAUACAGCCAGUUCUAGUGCAGCAGGGUGGAUGUUCCUCCCUGAAUCGAGAUACAAAUGUUUGCACUUGUAAGUAUUCAAAGCUGCAAUCUGCCUAUGGUCUUGAGCUAAGAAAAAUAUUUCCAUGCAAGCAAAGGAACUACUGUUUGCAUGAUGGUUAAACUUGGUGGUCUGCUCAUGCACUGGAUUUAGUGGAGAAGACCAGAGCAGCAGGACUCCAGUUGCUACCUUGUAUAGGAAUAAUUUAGUAAACAGCAGUUUUUGGUGGAGCAAUUGACUUGGACAACUUGGAUCCUUUAAGUAUUUUGAAAAUGUUGGAUAUUUCUGCUGUGUUUUUGUUAAGUUUUAUGCGUUCUUCUGUAAAAAAACCCUGUAAAAUAACAAGGCAUCAACGUGGACACCAUUAUUUGUGAUUCUCCAGUGUGAGUUGUAUCUAGGGAUUCUCCGAGUAUUUUGUAUGUAAUACAAAAUGUAUGUAAUUGUAUGUAAUUGGCCAGGUCAUCUGGAAAAACUACUCCUUCUCAGAAAAGGAUAAAGUUUAGGACAACAGUGGUGGUCAAAGCUUGUAGAGACUAUAGAUGUUGCCGACCAUUUUCUCAAACUGACCAACUGUAGUAACUAUUUUAAAGUUACUUGUAUAUAACAGUGCUUGAGUGCAUCAAUUAUAGAAAAUUUAAGAAAUAGAGGUCUUUUAUGAUAAGUAUUUUCUGAAACAGCACAUAAUUAAUGGUUGUUUACCAUGCUAGUAAUGCAUGUUUCUUUCAUCUUGUGUUGGCUCAAUUUUGGCAGUUACUUGAUGAUUGUUUUUUUCCUAAUAAAAUCCAAGCACCAAUAACAGUAACUGUAUGCAUGUGCUACAUUGGUUUAAAGAUACUGAGGGGGGAAAGCAUGUCAGACAUACAUCAAAUUCUUGAUUUAUUUGCUAGAUUUUUUUUUUCUGGUACAAGUUAGCUGUACUUAAGAGUGCUGAUUUUUUUUUUUAUCAGUGUAUUAAAACACUGUUUUAAAGAUACCAGCUUUUAAAAAUUAUUACGUUUUUAUGUGCAGUAUGUUACUAACAGACGUGUCUGGGAGGAAAUGUAAUUUUCUAUUGAGAAUAAAUGGUUGAACACAUUCACUAUAUUUUGAACAGAAUAUAAAUGAUAAUUGUGGCCCUGAUUAAUUAAUAAAUUGUGUAUUCUGUGUAUAGGUUUAAUCUUAAAAAUGGAGCGGUGCAUGUACAUAGGAUGUGAGAUUUCUAAAGUGCCUUUAUCUGAUACUGCUCAGAGGAUUAUGACAGCUCUGCAGUCUAUUCCUGUAGAAGUUCAGACAAACAGAGACAAUAACCAGAGUAAGUCUUAGCCUUUCUAAGUGUUUUUCAAUUGAAAAAUUGAAACACAAACAAACAAAACCAUAUCAAACCUCUAGUCUUUAUUUUUAAUUUGGGAAAAAAAAAAGGUGAGAUUUUAGGAUUACAGGUGUAGAAAAGGAAUUAAGCUGUAACUGUGAUAUUUUGUGGGACUUUUCUGAUUAAAUAAUGUUAUGUGAGUGCAAAGAACAGUACCCUCAAUUUAAUUUUUUUCUUUCUGUUCCUGUGUGGUGUGGAAGUAGAUGAGAAUUUCAAACUGUUACUUAACUAAUACUUUAAAAUACCAUAAAUUAUAUGUAUACAUGAGCAUGACUCUGGAGUAGAUGUUUGAAGAUCACUAGAGGUACUAGGAACUCACCAGGUGGCCUGUGAACUCUCCAGACUCAUGUCUGUGCUUUAAACACGUGUUCAUUAGAAAUGAGCUCCUUGUGAAAUUCUAGGAGGAAAAGUGAACAAAAGUCCCAGUGAAAGAGCAAAUUAGGUAAUGUUACAAGUGCCUCAGCAGAUCUUUCUGUUGGGCAAAUCUUACCCAGAACAUUAUGGAUGCUGGGGAGGUUUUGCAAGAUGUAAUUUUUAUUCUCAAUCCUAUGCAUUUUGUAGUCUGUCAGUCUGGUAGCUCUGGAAGGAAGUAAAUAGAAAGUUAGAGUUUUGCUCAAGUUCAGUUGUCUGUUUUCUCCUGAGAAUUAGAUCCUGGAAUAUUGUUUAAAUGAUGGGAUAUGUGUAAAUUGUGUUUUUUGCAGUCUCAGUUUUGUAUAAAUUAGGGUUCAGACUCCUCUGUCAGUAGUAAAGGUUGGACCAGUGGAGCCUGGUGGUACAGCAGUGACAAGGAUAGUAGUUCAUUGUCAAUCAGUGAUACACAUUUGAAGAAAUGAGAUAAGUUCAUUUUAAAAUGGUACAUUGUACAUGGUACGUCUGGGACCAAAACCCAGAUGAUUUUAAACAAAAUCAGAUCUCUUUUCAGCCUUGGUUUAAUUGCCAUUCUGCUUCUCCUGCUGCCGUGUAAUUUUCCCUGCCUUAAUUUUCCUGAGUAAUAUUUUUUGUCUUACACUGGGGCACUCUCAAUACUAUGCAACAGUUAUCACGUUUUAUUGUCUGCUCUUGAUCCAUUCACUCUCUCUCCAGGUGUAAAAUUACCGAUUCUUGUUUUUUUUGGAACACCAGGAAGGUGUCUGGUAUCUUUAACCAAAUGAGCUUGUUGUCGUCUCUGUAGUGCUGUUAAACCCCUGUUUAUUGAGGAAAGAAAGAACAGUAUAAGCAUUUUGUAGCAGCAGGUCACAUGACAAGAUUUUCUUGCUCUUGUUUUCAUGCAGUAAUUACUCAACAAUUGUUUAAAGUGUACAGAGUUUAACAGACCUAUUUGAAUUGCUCUUGAGAAAUCGCAUAUCUGUCUGUAUCUGUAUCUGUAUAGCUUUAGUGUGGAUCUGGAAAGAAGAAAAAGUUCACCUCUCUUAAAAACAAAACCAAACAGAAACCUGUCAUGUUAUUUGGUCUGUUUCAAACUGUAAUAAACUGUGUUUUACUGAUAGAUUUUUAAAUUCUACUUAAUGGAAAAACUGUUUGUCUUUUAGAAAGUAAAUAUUGGGCUCAAAUAGAAUAAAGAUCCGCAAUUUUGACCUAGUUGGUGAAAUUCUGGGGUUAUCUUGGCAGUGGGACUGUAAUGUUUCCAUCAAGCCUCAAGGAGUUGGAGGGCAAGGACGGGUUUCUGCUGCCAUCUGGUGAUACUUUGCUGUAAUUCAGAAAUUGGAAGUCGCAUAUCUCUUCGAUCUGUCAUACUGAUUGCUGUGUGCUGGAGCAGAGAAAUGUAAUCCUCAUCAUUCUCUCUGGAGGGUGGAUUUGUCAAGAAAAAGUAGCUUGGUGUGAAACAAUUAAAAGCACUGAAUGUAGACUCAGAUACUAUCAUUCUUAAUUUAUAAUCUUAUUGUUGUAGAAGGUGUAAAGAAAACCAAACCUAAAAUGUUUGAAGCUGCAAAUACAGCUAUACCAUGUUGGUUGUUCUAACAGCUCAGGUUAGAAGUCUGAGCUGGAGAUAAAUGGCUGAUCAUACACUUACACCAACAUGUAAUAAAGAGCUUAGUUUCUUCUGGAAAAGGCAUUUUUUUAGAUUUUAAGUACACGGUCUUGAUUUGCCCAGAUGAACAUUUUUUAAAACAGUUUUAUUAAAUAGAAAUAGAUCACCUUAUGCUCUGUUUGGCAUCGGUCAUCAGUGUGUUAGAUUCAGAAAGUGUCUUGCUGCUGGUAAUGCAAAUUCAUAGCUGACAAAGUCAGUUUAGUCUUGUACUCAGUGUGGGGGGACAAAAUACAUACUUUGCCCAUGAGGUGUCUUUUGGCUGGGUGUGCCAGACCCAGCAUGGGUGGCCAUCCUGCUUCUCCUGGCACUGGUAUCACCUUACCUUUCUGUCAGUUUGUAGGUCUGAAUUUCCCCUCACUCUCUGUUCUUGUCUGGUCUUACAAUACCUGUUCUGUUGCAGGAUGAACAAUGUGAAAAGGUUAUCCCCCUGCAGGUGAAACAUGGUCAGUUCGCUGUGGGGCAUGACAUGUUAAAGUCAUAUAUGCAAAUAGUGCUUUGUAGAACAACACUAUUGUGGAAUAAUAUUACCUAAUUCCAAGACAACAGUUAAAAUGUGUAAUGUUUGUAGGGUUUGGUUGCUUCUUCUUCUUCAUGCCCAUGCCCCAAGCUUUACUUUGACCAAAAUGGUUUGUGUUUUCUUGAAAGAAGGAAAUAUGCCUGUUUGUGGAAUUAUAGCAGUGCCUCUUCUGAGCACCGUGGAAAUUGUUUGUCUGCUUUGUAGAAAAUUUAAUUUUUCUUAAUGGUGACAAAACAGGCUUUUGCAUAUGCAUAUUUCAGAACCUGCAGGGCCCUUUUAAGCAUGAAUGAUACUAAUUUGCUAAAGUGAUUGUUGAGGAAAAUUUCAGUACAAUUGUUUUAGGUUUGGUAAAAGUCGCAGUAAUAGUACUCUGUAUGUAACCUAAGUUAUGUGCACUGCUUGCAGAUUCAUUUGUAUUGUAAAUUGUUUCUUCUUUUUUAAAGGUAUAGAGAAGACAAAGGACAAUAAAGUAGGUGAUAAGGAUGCACAUCUGAGAAAUGAAAAGGCAAGCAUUUUGUGAGAUUGAAACCCACUAAAAGCAGUCUUUUUAUAGCAGGUUUGGUUAUACACUGUGUUCUUUCAUAAGAAGCUUUAUCACAAUAUAUUUUAUACACUCAUAGCUCAGGUAGCUUUUACUGUCUUGUUUUGCACUUGGCAUGUAUUUUACCCAUGGGAGUCUUGGCCCCACUUUUGUUACCCUUUCCACAGGAAGUUGUUUUUUUAUGACAGAGGGAUCAGAAAUGAGGUUGCCACAUUCAGGCAGUUACCAGGGUUUAGAAAUGUUCUCAGACUUCUGUCACUGGACAACCACAAGCACAUAAUCAUAAAGUGAGCUGAUUCAGAUGAAAAAUUACUCUGUACUAGGAAGUUAAAUUUUGGGUUUAAUCAUCUCUCUCAAUUUGGCCUGAUGUGCAUGUGAGUGAGAGCCAGGGCAGGAGUGGGAAUGGGAAACUGCAGCAGCCCCAGCUCAGGCUCUGAGUGUAACACCCACUGGGUCGAUCAAUGAGUUGCAGAUGCUGCAAGUGUGCUCCUGUCCCAGCUGCAGGUUUCACAGCCUUACUCAGUCUGACACUGGUGCAUGUUGCACACUUCAGCAGGUCCCUUCAGGCUGCUCAGGAUGCAGAAAACUGCUUUCUUUUAUGGAGUGGGAUAGCUUCCUACAAAUUGACAUUGGCUCAUAGAUGCUCAUGCAGCUGUGGGUGCACAUGGGUAGUAGUGGAACCCCUUUUUGUGAUGAUGAGAUGCUAAUUUUGACUCGCUGCAUGUAGUGAAAUCUUCCUCCAUUGACAUAAAUGAUGAAACUACAUCCUGGGAGUUUUCUCUACUUCCAGCCACGUCAUUAUUUCUAAUAGAAGAUCAGUUCUUUGCGGAAGCUGCUGUUUCUCCCUGUGGUUAAUUGUAGCGCCAGCUGUAUUAUUCUGACUGAAUAAUUAAAUUGCCUUGUUCUUAUUUUUUAACCUUUGAAAGAGAAUUGCUUAUUCCUGAUUUUUUAAUUACUGGAGCGUCGUAAUUCAAAUUCUGCUGUGUUAAAUGAUAAAAGUAUUUGCAGUUUGACUGGAGAAUACACUUGAGUGAAUUAGUUGUCUUUCUAUGGCUCUUAAACAUAUUAUUUUUCCACUUCUGGUAACUUUAUAGUGUCCACUUUUUGAUUGUUAUUGUCUAAGCCCAUUUAAUUUGUCUUCAUUGAGAACAACCACUAUUCAUUUGGGUAGUAGCAAAAGCUUAAUUAGCUUCCUUUUUCUGUUUACUUAGAACCUGUGGAGUUGAUCCUGUGAAGUAUGAUCUCAAGCAGUCUUAAGCCUUUUUCAUCCUUUGACUCCAUAGUUCUGAGGUUUGGGUGUGUGGGAACUGUGUUGAGGAAUAUUGCAAAACUGAAAAACCCCCAGACUUAUUGUCUUUGUCGUUGUGGCUGGUUUAGUCUAUGCAGAUCGGGUAGAGAUGGACAGUGUCCUUUGAUCAGUGAAAACUGUCAUCUUGGGGAAUGGGGGGAGCCCUGCACUGCAGUAACUUGUGGUUCUUUUGACGUGAGGAAGCCUUAGUUUUUGGAAUAGGAAUGACAGAAGAGGUACUGAAGGAGACUGGGCUGGGAGAGCUGCAAAUACAGUAGUUUUGGGAGGCUUCAGUUACUUUUCAAUGGAGUGGGUGAAUGUUAAAUUUAUGCAUGAUGCUGCAACUAAAAGUGAGGAGACAACUGCGUUCUGGAACAGUUAGAGAACUCAGGAGAGGAAUUGAUUUUUAUUUGAUUCUGUGUGAGAUUAGGUUCAAAAUCUUCCCUCUGAAAGUUACCCUGACAGAGACUGUAAUCUUUCUGAGGCAUUAAAAGAUAAAUAUGACAGUGAUGCUUAAUUUAAAAUAAAAACCAAAAAACAUAAAAUUGAAGGAGCUUUUUUAAAGAAAGCAUAUAGAAUUGCCCUCCAAAAUCAGAACAUGUGUAGGUAGCAUAGGGAUUUAUUCAAAACAACACUUUAGAUUUUUUUGGUUUAAAAUGAAUACUAAAAUCUGUGCAGAAAAAAGUGUGGCCAAGAGUAUGAAGGACACUACUAAAAAAUGUCAUCAUGCAAAUACAUAAACUUAGCAGAUUUGUAUUCUUCUAUACUUGCCUUGUUUGACUAAAUUAGAUUAAAUAUACAGGAGUAUAGUCCAAAUAAGCUUGGAGGAACAGCUUGCAAAUGCAUCACUUAUACAUUAUUUUUCCAAAUGCCUCAGAAGUAGAAAGCCUCCUGGCUCCUCUAAGGCCUUUUGGUGAUCGAGGUGUAAAGGGUAUUGAGGGAAGAUACAACUGUGUAAUCUGUAAAUAGUUACACACAUCUACCUUGGGGAAUCUUGAAAGGUCACUGGUUGCCAUUCCAGAGUCCUUGUUUGUGAAAUCAAGACAGAGGAUCUGUCUCAGCUGAAGGGGUUGUAGAAGGAACUAGCAAAAUAAACACUAAGAAAGCAUUAAGUCCAAUAGCAUAACAAGGAAAUUUAUGAAGGAAAUCAGGAUGAAGGAUUAGAAACAAAACAUUACCAUGCAGCAUCUUGUUUCAUGCUGUUUGGUAGCAUGCUGCUGUAAUGGGAUCCAGGGACUAUCUGGAGUGGGAAAACUGUUCUGGCUGUGGUGGGUUAAACAGAACAGAAUAUAGUGCUUAUUCAUACACCUGAUAAUACUUCCACAGUGCAACUUUCAUAUGUACUGUUGUAUCUUGUAAGUUGCUUGAAGAGAACAAGUUGACUCCUGUACUUGGAUUUCCAAAGCAAUUGUUAAGGUUCCUUGCCAAAAGUUCUUUAACAAAUUAAACUGUCAUGAAAAAAGCUCAGAAUAUUGAAGCUAAAGAUGAAUGAUCUCUUCUCUCUUCAGACAUUAAUAACCUCAUCACUGUGGAAGACAGGACACUGAACUAAAUGUAUCUUACAGUUGUUGAUUUGCCAUUUUUUAAUGUUAGACUAAGAUUUAAAAAAACCCAAAACAACAGUGGUUGUGGAUGUAAACAGUAUAUGUCCACAAAAUAAUCUCUACUGAUAAAUACUUGAAUUUUGGUUUAUGUACUAUGGUUGCCCUUAGCUGACUCUGUUUUGUUUGUAUCAACAUUUUUUCAUAGAAUACUGAUUUCUUCAAAGGUUAUGUAAAUUAUCACGUUUUUUAUUUAUCCUCAUAAGUUGAAUAAUUGCUUUGCUAAAAUAAACUUCCAAUUUUCCCAGGAGGUUUGUGAUUCCAGAAUUGCCAUUUUAAAAACAUCUGCCAGCCCUGAAAAAAGUACUGC